GGAAACAUGACUUUUCAGGUAAAAAUAAAGGUAAUUAAAAUCUUGUUAAAUUUUUGUUUGAAGACUGCUUAAUGUCAUGAAAAAUGUUCUCCAAGCUUAUUUUAAUGUUUUCAAAAGUUUUAAUAGGCCAAUAUGCAGAUUUAUCAAGGUUUUCUACAUUUUAAAGAAUUUAGUGGUUCUACAGUGUUCCAUAGAUCCUUAAAAUCUGUAGAUGUUUUCAUUUCUUUCCACACUGAUUUCAAAGUACUAUCUGACCUAAAAAUAAUCUUUAUUAUAUAAAUAACCAAGUAAACUUGUAAAUUGAAUGGGAUAUUCAAGCAUGUCCUUAAAAAAGUAUUAAGAAAAUCUUCAUUAUUCAUUAUUGAUAAUAUAGAGUUAUCUCCCCUGGUAGAACUCUUCUGAUCUAAAGCACACAUGUACACAGGAAGUAUACACAAAUGGGAGAAACUUUGCAGACGAUAUCAGUGAUCAACAGUCAGUGUUAAAACAAUAGUUAUGGUCUGUAAAUAACCAUGUCCUUCUGUAGCUUUAAAAGCUCACAGAUAUGUGAAUGUGUAGGUGAAAAUUCCCCACUGACUUCUUUGUCAUCAGAAUUGCAGUCCAUUGUUCUUACUGAGGCUGGUCUACUGCCAAGUGAUAUUACACAGAAGUUUCAAGUGUGCAGUGAACAUUUUCACAGGUUUUUGAAUAAAAACAAAGCAGGUUGCAAAUCAAAGAUAUGUGGAAUACCUGAUAUAAUUUCCUCUCACAACAAAGACAACAAAAUAUAUGGAGGAUGGUAUGGGGUAAAGGCAGACAGAAAUGUAUCUUUGGAAAAAGUGAAAGAGAUUCAUGCUAGAACAGGAAUCAUAGUUCCAGUUGGAACUCCAAUAUGUCCAAGAUGCAGAAAGACCCUUUAUUGUGGGCAAUCCACUUCAUGUAGCGUGGCUGAAAUUUGUGCAAAUUCUUAUGUAAGUUUUAAUGGUAGUACAUGCUAUUAUUUUAUUCAGAGUCAAUGUACAUGUAUGUAUGGUAUCUCUAUCCGUUAAUGGGCUUAAUUGUAUCAGUCCUACUGUCAUACAUGUCAUAUAAAGGGGUAUAUCAAACAUCAUGAUACAUUCAAAUAGUUUACCCUUGCACUGAAAGUCUGAAUACCAAAAUAAUUUAUAAUGAUUCUCCCAAUUUAUUUUUAUUAAAAAGAUAUUAAAAUAUUUGUUGAAUAUUACAUUAAAGUUAAACAAAAAU
Messenger RNA from Mytilus trossulus (common blue mussel), 1224 nucleotides. RefSeq lists its product as uncharacterized. The transcript is spliced from 2 exons. Bases 513 to 1028 code for a protein of 171 amino acids. The record is from RefSeq and is a predicted model, not a curated record. Lineage: Eukaryota; Metazoa; Mollusca; Bivalvia; Mytilida; Mytilidae.